Molecule: messenger RNA, 1378 nt
Organism: Owenia fusiformis
Lineage: Eukaryota; Metazoa; Annelida; Polychaeta; Sabellida; Oweniidae
Source: the annotation of a GenBank genome assembly
UGGAUGCUUUGACUAAUGACCUGCAUGCCCAUACUAGAGCUAAGAGGUCUUCUGAUGAGCAAUUUUCUGAAAGUUGUUACAGUUGUAGAAAUGUAGAUACUGGGAACUUGCAAAAGUGUAACAAAGAGCAGAUAUGUGGAGCUGAACAGGUGUGUAUGACCCAAGUGGAAGUAAAUGCCAAGAUGGAACCCCUCAAAUACAAAAGUCUCGGAUGCCAACCUAAGAAAAAGUGCAAAGUACAGAAUGGAGAUAUCCAAUGUAAAAAAUCAACAUGUAUUUCUUGCUGUGCCGGAAAGCUUUGUAACACUGUUCCAUUUGAACCAAAACUUAAUGGCCAGUUAGGAGAAGUUACUGGUGAAAAGAUGUGUGUCAUGAUAAAUAAUCAAUGUCGGCGUCGAAUGGUUCAGCAAUGUCUUCCAGAGGGCUCAUACUGUCAAGGUCUAAGCAAUGGCAUAUAUCAUCAGCAGAUUACCAAUGAAAAUAUGCUUAUAGGCUGUGAUACAUGCGGGGAGAUUGCUGCUGAAAAAACAUAUCCAAAUGGGACUGUUAUCGCUCAGAGUUUCUCAUGGUCAAGGUACCAGUAUAAAAGUAGCAAAGGAAGUGGAAGUAGCAAAAGUUCAAAAAGCUCCAAGUAUAAGUAUAGAUAUAAAUCAUCUGCAACGAGGAGCUACGAGGAACCUGACGUAUUGUUUCUGGGUGUUUGCUUUGAAUGGUCUGUGUGGUCUGCUGGCUGUAGUGUCCUAGACUGCACUAGAAGACGCUACAGAAAGUGUCCAAUAGCUUGUGUUUCGGAGCAUGGAGACUCAGAAGAUGAUGAUGGUUCUAAAAGCAAAAGAAAAUAUAAAGGUGGAAGCAGUAGUAAUAGCGGAAGUGGUAGUAGUAAAAGAAGACGCAAAAGAAGUGGCAGCAGUAGUGGUAAGAGCAGUGAGAACUCUGGCAGUGACAGCUCAGUAAAGAGCCAAGAGAGUUACUCCAGUAUGUACAGCAGUGGAGCUCGUUCCAGUGAUGAGGACAGUGAUUGUUUCCACACAGAGAGCCAAGAGCAACUUUGCUCUCCUGACAUAUGCCAAGCUCCUGUUUGCCAGCCAUGGAGUGAAUGGGGCAGCUGUAACAAUAUAGACUGUAAACAGAGGAGGAUACGAUACUGUCCAAAACGAUGUGAUAACCCAAUUCAGAAAGGGUCUCCUGAAAGUUCCCCAGAGUCUGAUUUCACCCCGGAUGACAACAGCCAUAGUAAGAAGAGUGGAAGUGCCAGUAAAAGUGAUAAAACAAGUGCUAGUGGGGGCAGUAAGAGUAGCUCUCACAAGUCAGGGAGCAGUGGAUCAAGUAAGUUCUGAUUGAAACAGAAAAAAGGGCAACAUUUGAAUACAUAAAAGGG